UGUACGUGCUGAUCAGGGCGUGUGCGUGAGGUGCAACUAGAGGACGACCAACUCUAUCGGCUUCACUGGGGAACGCAGAGCUCCUACAUCUCGCUGGGAGUUCUCAAGAAAAGAAGGGAAGAAGACUCAUCCCGGCGUCGUUGACAUUUGGUUUUUCGACUAGUUAUCAAAUACUAAAUUAUCCACCAUGAAAUUACUCUGGGCUCUCGGUGCCCUUCUGUUGAGCUGCUGGCAAGCCAGUGCGUCCACAGCUCCAAACAUCGUUACUGAACCCACCGAGGUCAGCAACCAGACCUCUGCGGUCCUCAGCUGCAAUCUGACGGAGUCAAACCUUCCCAUCAAGGGCUCCCACUGGAUGCACAACGGCAAAAUCAUUGAAAGCUCCAAGUCCGAAGAGCCUUCUGCAUCAAUUACCUUCCAGUUGGAUAAGAUUACCCACACUUCUGGUGGAAAGUAUGAAUGUGUGUUCCUGACUGAACCAGAGGUGAAGCAGACUAUUGAAGUCAAAACUCUUCCUCAUGUUGGUGCCUACAAGCAUUCCGAGAACGGUAAUGAGAACGACAAAGCUGUGAUGGUCUGUAUUAGCCAUGGCUACCCACUGCCCACCGACUGGACCUGGUUCAAAGACGAAGAAGGCACCCUAAAGCCAAUUAUCAACGGCACUACUGACAAAUAUGAAAUCAAGAGCACUCCUAACAAGACCUCUCUGACCAUUAACGACCUGAGCAUUGAGAACGACAUCGGAGAUUACACCUGCUCUGGAACCAAUGAGCUCGGCACAACCAGCGACAAGAUCCAUCUGCGUGUGCGCAGUCGUCUGGCCGCUCUCUGGCCCUUCCUUGGCAUUGUGGCCGAGGUCAUCAUCCUGGUGACCAUCAUCUUCAUCUAUGAGAAGAGGAGAAAGCCCGAUGAGAUCACUGAUGAUGAUGACUCAGGAGCUGCUCCCCUGAAGAGCAAUUCUAAUGCAAAUCACAAAGACAAGAAUGUGAGGCAAAGGAAUUCUAACUAGAAGCUGAAACGGGUGGACCCCCACACUGCAGUCCAGGAUCAGCUGUUGUGUUGCACAUCAUAAUGUGCACCCUGCAAUUCUGAAGUACCUUUUUGUGCUUGGGUGUUAAUGUGUAAAGAGGUUGACUGAUUUCCUCUUGUUUAGUUUUCUUCUCUAUUAUUCUCCAUAUUGUGCAGCCAGAGAACAUAGUGUGAAACAAUUUCUGCUUGAGGCCAUGGGGCAAAUAUUGCAUGAGUUUAAAAAGCUGGUAUAGGAAAAUGUGUGUUUGUUGUAAAAUCAUUAGACUGUUCAUGUGAGGAAUGCUUAGUUUGUGGUUAUUUUCUGUUUCUGCUGAUGCUUCCUACACUGAUUUUUUUUUUUUCCCACCGUUGUCUUUGCUUUUAAUUCUCCAAUCAGGAAUGGUUCCUUGUAAGGCAUCAAAAACUUUUCUUUAGACUCUCUGAAACAUUUCUAACCCUGAUGAAUCACUGCCAUUCUUCGAACAACAACUGGAGUGUGCUUCACACCUUUAAUCUGUCCCUUCACCAACGCACAGACCUCCCUCUGCAGAGUGUUGUACUUUGCCUUAACAAGCACCAUUUUUCUUUCUCUUUUUGCAUUUUGUUACCUGUUGCGAGAUAUAAUGUGACACUGAAAAUUAAAUGCAGAAAUGACAGAGAUUCAAUGUCUGCUAGCUUUUGUUGCCGUAAGAAAUUAUAGGUCUUCAAAAAGAAAAGCUUUUGACCCUUUAAAUCGUGCUUUUGUUCUCUUUCCUUAUUGAAUACUUUGGGGUCCAAGCAGUGCCACUCGAAGCUAAAGCCUGGAGUAUAUUGUGCUCACUCUUUUCUACUACUACUUUUUUGUGCAGCAAACACUGUAGGACCAAUACUCAGCAAAAUGUGCUAAGUGGGUUGUAAGUUGGACCCAUUUCUCAGGCUUCUAUAAUGAUACUAUUUGACGCACGUAUGGCGCUGUUAUAAUCAAGCCUGAGUUUGUGUAGGUAUCUGAAAAAAACUGCUGAGAAUCAAAACUGUUGGAUUUGUUUCCUCUCAGUUGCAUCUUUUUGCUCUAAAUUGUUGUCUUCUCUGAAAAGGUGAAUUUAAUUUUUUGUAUUCAAAGUCCUAUUUUCUUGGGACCUUCUCUGAAACUUUUAAGCCAAUUGUCCUGAAACUUUUUUCAGGAUUAGCCACAAACUUUACUAAUCUUAAAUUAUGGCAAGAGUUUUUAAAUGGCUAUCUUUUUAAUGUAAAUGUGUCUUUUAGCUACAAUUUAACAUGAAUGCUUUUAAAUCUAAAUAAGUGAAAACAACCAAACCAGGUGCACAUGCUUGCGUACAAGGUGAAGACUUUGUUACUUAGCAUAAGGGGAUCCUUCCACCUGGAGGAACCACACAUCAACAUAAAUAAGCUCAACACUGAUUGGUGGAAAAUUUCUUAUGAAUAAUCAGUUUUGAAUCAUGUCGAAACAAUGUACAUAUCUGAACGCCACAUGUUCGUUGGUUGUCAGAUUUGUUGCCAUUGACUUAGCAGUGACAUUCACUGUCCUGCUGUAAUCAGUAUUGUGCACAUAACAUUUCUAUUUCACCAAAUUUUAAAUCUAACUUUGCCAAAGUAUUUGUAAAUGCACCCAAAACCAUUGAAUCAGGUGUCAUUUCUUUAGAAUUGUCAGCUAUAUUUUGGCUGUUUGAAGUUUAAACCAACGAUGUCUUUGUAGUGUGAUUUUCUCUCAUAAGUUAUUCCAGGAUAGUUUGUUGUGAGCGAGUGAAAAAUAAGUCACUGACUUCACAAAAUCCAGUUGGGUUCACCUGGUCGGUCCAAUAAGAAUCAAACACUAAAACGUUAAUGGCCUGCUUGGACCCCUCUCAACAGCAACUUUAUGUUUUAACUUUUAAAGUUUUAGUGAUCACAUGUUACAGAAAAACACCUAUUUGUCAGGACCAAGUGCAAGAUAGUUAACAUCUGUUACUUCUGUAUCAUUCAACUUUAUUACUACGCACUGAUUUUUCAAUGAAUACAGGACAUGAAGGAUGUAAUAAGAUGUUUUUCUUUCUUGCUCAAUGCUACCUGAGCUGAAACAUCUGUGUGCGAUUGUUGGACUGCCAUCUCUGUCCCUUUCACUGUGUAGAUGAUUCAGAAGCCAUAUGUUCCAUUUAUCAGAGUAUUGAUGUGAUUGGAUGUAUUCAGAGUUAUACUAAUAAAAAAGACCUAGACAGACUUGUGUAGACUGUUGUACCUGUCCAAAUACUUGGAGCACCAUCUGUUGUACAACUUGCACAGACUGAAUAAAGGUAUUUGAUUUUA
This is a messenger RNA of Notolabrus celidotus (New Zealand spotty), 3288 nucleotides long. It is a transcript of the gene bsg, whose product is annotated as basigin. Gene Ontology annotation, molecular function: cell adhesion molecule binding. The record is from RefSeq and is a predicted model, not a curated record. Bases 188 to 1009 code for a protein of 273 amino acids. NCBI's taxonomy places the organism in Eukaryota, Metazoa, Chordata, Actinopteri, Labriformes, Labridae. Gene Ontology annotation, biological process: cell-cell adhesion. The transcript is spliced from 8 exons. Gene Ontology annotation, cellular component: cell-cell junction.